This is a messenger RNA of Ruditapes philippinarum (Manila clam), 1462 nucleotides long. RefSeq names its product baculoviral IAP repeat-containing protein 2-like. Gene Ontology annotation, molecular function: cysteine-type endopeptidase inhibitor activity involved in apoptotic process. Lineage: Eukaryota; Metazoa; Mollusca; Bivalvia; Venerida; Veneridae. Gene Ontology annotation, cellular component: spindle microtubule; cytoplasm; nucleus. Gene Ontology annotation, biological process: regulation of cell cycle; negative regulation of apoptotic process. The record is from RefSeq and is a predicted model, not a curated record. The coding region runs from base 180 to 998 and encodes 272 amino acids. The transcript is spliced from 7 exons.
GCAUUUUCUUUAAUAUAUGGAAAAAUACAUAAGAAUGAAAAAAUAAUAGUCACAUUGUUCAUGAAUACGCUAGGCUGCAUAGUAACAGAGGAUUCAGUGUCCGUAAACCUUUCAAAGCUACAUGUGGUCAUCUACUGAUUAUUUUAUUGGUUACACAAACGUGUUGAAAUUUCUUCAACAUGGGCUCGCAGCUUCGUUAUAGUAGUCGGAGGAUGGUCGAUAUAGAAUCAGCUGCUCUUGGAAGUAGUGUUGAAAAACCAAUGUUCCGAAUCUAUGUUGCUGAAUCGAGGCGUUUAGAAACAUUUGCGAACUGGUCAGACAGUAUCUUAAUUGACAAAAAUGAUCUUGUCGAAGCAGGAUUUUUCUAUACGAAAAAUGGUGAUACAGUGAGAUGUUAUUUUUGCGGUGUUUGUUUGAACAACUGGGAGCCCGAUGACGUUCCAAUGGCAGAACAUGUCAGAUGGUCUCCAAAAUGUUAUCACGUCCUUCUAGCUAAAGGACAAAAGUACAUUGAUAAAAUAAUAAUGGGUGAUGAAAACGGAGACGUCAGCAAUGGCAAGGAAGCAGCUGGUGCAUGUGGAGGAACUGACAUUGUAGCUAAAGAUGCUUGUUUGGAAAUGGGCUUUUCUGGAAAAGAUAUAGAAAGAGCGGUUGCAGUUUAUAAGGAAGAACACGGUAACAGUGACGAUUACAAUACAGUACAGUUAUGUGAAACAUUAAUUAAUUUGAAUUCGGAUAGUUCUGACGAAGAAGAUUCUAUCUCUGAACAAAAUUGUGGUUCUCAAGAGGCUAAGGAUGAUACUGAGGACAAGGAAAAACGAUUAAUAGAUGAUCAACUGAGAGAAGAAUACUUGUGCAAAAUUUGUAUGGAUGAAAAGAUGAUCAUGGUAUUUAUACCUUGUGGCCACCUGAUUUCAUGUUUUCUUUGUGCAUCUGUUCUGUCCGUUUGUCCAGUAUGCAGACAAACUAUCACCUCAACUGUCAAAGUAGUUUUUUGAUGGUGAGAAAGCCCACAGUUCUAGCAGCCAUACGCCGGGACCUUCCUCUGAUGAUAACGCUUAGAUGGCCGAUGAUCACAUUGAUUCCGGAGAUGUAAAAGCAAGAGCACCAGCUUCGAUCUUUCAAUUGUAUAGAAUGAUCAAGGAAUUUGUAUAAAAAAGUGUUAACAUUCUAUGGUUAAAUCUUGAACUUUAAUGAUUCAUGCUCUAAGAGCAAAUUAAGACCUACUGUCACAAUAUUUAAGCUUGUGUUAAAAUCUUUGUUUAUACAUUUCUAUAAUUCCUUCGAGGCGUUGAAUUUGCAACAUCCCAGUACAAUUCAGCAGAGCAUUAUCAACUUGAAGUGAAAGAUGCAUAUGAUAUCAGUUAUGCUUGAUGAAAGGAAACAAAGACAGCGGGGCUGCUUUUGUCGAUAAUAUUAUCAUUGUAGACGAUGAAGUUUAUAAGGCUUCAUUCAAAAUGUU